GCCUAAAGCGGGAGGGUUGGCAGGUCUGAUCUUGCAAGUUUUCUGGCUGAUGCCACCACGAAGAAAUUCUUUGUUGAGACUGCAGCUCCCAAAGGGGCAACCUGGCAUUUAAAUCCACCCGCUGCUCCACACUUUGGCGGAUUAUGGGAGGCAGGGAUUAAGAGUGUGAAAUCCCUUCUACUGAAGUCUGUAGGACUGCAACUGCUCACCUAUGAAGAACUAUGCACCGUUUUGGCUCAGGUGGAAGUAUCCCUAAAUUCCCAACCUCUGUGCGCACUGUCAGCGGAUCCCAAUGACACAUCUGCAUUGACCCCAAAUCAUUUCCUAACCUUUGGGCCUCCACAAGUGCUCCCAGAUAACGACACUACUUCGACUCCUGUGAACAGGUUACAGCGAUGGUCACUGGUCCAGCAAAUCCAUCAAUCGUUUUGAAAGCGAUGGCACCAGGAAUACCUGCAUCGCCUCCAACAGAAGAAAAAAUGGAUCAGUAGAGACAAGAAUGUGACCGAAGGACAGCUAGUGCUCAUCAAGGACUCAAACCUGCCCUCACUGCGUUGGGAACGACUGCGAGACGAUGGCCGCAGCAUGUUCGUCCCUGAGCGAGUCGUCCAGCCCUGGCAACCCGGAUGUGCUGUGCCACUCGCUGGAGGCUGCCCCGGCCGCAACUGCUCCCGCGGGGCCCUCGGGCGGGGCGGAGCCACCGAGCGAGCCUGACCAGGAUGGGUGGUGGGGGUACGAGGAGGAGGGCGAGGAGGGGGAGGAGGGGGACGACAUCACGGACUGCACGGGCCAGGGUGUCACCGGGUGCAAGCGCAAGUUGGAAGUACAAAAUUGUUUUCCAAGCAAGAAAUUAUUUCCAGAGGAUAAGACUGUCACAAGCGCAAGCUUGAAAAAAUUGUCUGGGGAAGGAUGCAUUCCUCUAGAAAAAAUUAAGGUUUCGAGGAGUGUCAUCCCUACUAAAGACAACCCCCCACCUGAAAUGAAUGAUUGGCUGUCACAGUUCAGGAUAUGGUCGAAUGCAGAGCGGCUGCUUGCAAUAGACCAGCUGAUCGAUGCAUGCGAGCCAACGCAGGUCCGACACAUGAUGCAGGUGAUAGAGCCCCAGUUCCAGCGUGACUUCAUCUCAUUGCUGCCCAAGGAGCUGGCACUGUACGUGCUGUCGUUCCUGGAGCCACGGGACCUGCUGCGUGCGGCACAGACCUGCCGCAGCUGGCGCUUCCUCGCCGAGGACAACCUGCUGUGGCGCGAGAAGUGCCGUGAAGCAGGCAUCGACGAGCUGCGCGACGCGCUGGCCAGGCGGCGCCAGCGUGGCUCCGCUGCCUCCCCUUGGAAGGCGGCAUUCAUGCGGCAACAUGCCAUUGAGAUGAACUGGAGGUUAAACCCGAUCCGGCCACCAAAGGUGCUUAAAGGCCAUGAUGACCACGUUAUUACUUGCCUGCAAUUUUCUGGUAAUCGAAUAGUGAGCGGUUCUGAUGAUAAUACUUUGAAAGUUUGGUCUGCUACAACUGGCAAGUGCCUGCGCACGCUGGUGGGGCACACGGGCGGCGUGUGGUCCUCCCAGAUGUCAGGCAGCAUCAUCAUCAGCGGCAGCACGGACCGCACGCUCAAGGUGUGGAAUGCAGAGUCGGGCCAGUGCAUCCACACCCUCUUUGGUCACACGUCCACAGUGCGCUGCAUGCACCUGCACGGCAAGAAGGUGGUGAGCGGCUCGAGGGACGCCACGCUGCGCGUGUGGAACAUCGAGAGCGGGGAGUGCCUGCACGUGCUGGUGGGCCACCUGGCGGCAGUGCGCUGCGUGCAGUACGACGGCAAGCUGGUGGUGAGCGGGGCCUACGACUACUUGGUGAAGGUGUGGAACGUGGAGCGCGAGGAGUGCCUGCACACGCUGCAGGGACACACCAACCGCGUCUACUCCUUGCAGUUUGACGGGCUUCACGUGGUGAGUGGCUCGCUAGACACCAGCAUCCGCGUGUGGGAGGUGGAGACAGGAACCUGCAAGCACACGCUCAUGGGUCACCAGUCACUCACGUCUGGCAUGGAGCUGCGCAACAACAUCCUGGUGUCUGGCAAUGCUGACUCCACUGUCAAGGUGUGGGACAUUGUCACGGGACAGUGUCUGCAGACCCUCUCAGGUACAAACAAACACCAGUCAGCUGUUACGUGUCUGCAGUUUAAUAACAUGUUCGUCAUUACGUCAUCGGACGAUGGCACCGUUAAGCUGUGGGAUGUCCGGACUGGGGAAUUCAUUCGUAACCUGGUGGCCCUCGACAGCGGAGGUAGUGGCGGCGUAGUGUGGCGUAUACGGGCCAACGAAACGAAGCUUGUCUGCGCGGUGGGCAGUCGCAACGGCACGGAGGAGACCAAACUGCUAGUGCUGGACUUCGAUGUGGAGUUGAAGUAUUGACAAGCGGUGUUCGCAAAAUACCAGCUUUGUGCCAGGCAGUUUACUGAUUCCUUCGUCUCUGUGCUCGCAUCAACGGGCAGGCAGAUAUGAUAUGCGUGUGGAGUGAAUUGUGCCAGCGACAUGGGUUGAAUGUGUGUGUGGUUCUGUUUGUUUUGUUUUCUCGUGUUCGAGUGCUUAUCUUCUAUGGCAGUCAGCUUGAGUAAACUGAAACUACAUUCCUGAAGAUACAUUACGGCAGCAAGUGGUUUUAGAACUGCACCACAGUGUAAAACACUUCCAGGUUGCUACUCAUUCAUUUAGUCCUGUAACAUGCUGGCUCCCAGAUUGCAGGCUGACCAUCACGUGUUUCAAAGAAUUUGCAAGAAGUACCAUUUUUGACAAGUUGUUCCUAAUCCUGAAAAUUAGAAAUGGUGACUGUUUAGGGAGACUUUUUUUAUUGUAAGUGAAUGUUAAUUUUGAAUCUUUAGAAUUACUUCAACUAUGUUAACGAAAAUCUGAGUUCUCAGCUCGUUCAGUCAUACAGCGAAACUGUCACACUGUAAAGUUUUUUAUUAUUUGUUUCUAGUUUUUCUAUCGGAGCCAUUUACAAGUGCUGUUGCCUUGGUUUUUGUGUUGACAAACACUAAGCCAAAGAACUAUGGCUUUGCCUUUCUACCAAACAUUUGUAUUGGGUGGUUAUUCAGAAACAUGAAGUUUCCAUUGUAUUUUGCAUAACUAAUGUUGGCAUAUAGUAAUGAUAAUUUUGUCAAUUUAAUAUGCUUCUGUACAGUAUAUUCUUUGCAGAUUCGUAUAAUAUAUUUUGUCUACUUAACUACAAAUGUUUUACAUCUUGUUAUUCAAGUUUGAUACCGAAUGUAAUUGACUAAUGAAGUUAUUUUUCUCGUGUUAAUUGAAUUGUGGUUUUUGUUUUUGAAACUGGACCUUAUGUGAAUAAUUUUAACAGUGUGUAAAUAUAUUUUUUUUUUUAGUUUGUUAUUUAUAUAUGUUGCGUCUCUCUUACAUGUGUUGUUUUCGCAGGUAAAUAAAAGUUGUUUUGUGAAA
Messenger RNA from Bacillus rossius redtenbacheri, 3445 nucleotides. RefSeq names its product F-box/WD repeat-containing protein 7-like. The record is from RefSeq and is a predicted model, not a curated record. The transcript has 12 exons. Lineage: Eukaryota; Metazoa; Arthropoda; Insecta; Phasmatodea; Bacillidae. Bases 575 to 2404 code for a protein of 609 amino acids. Gene Ontology annotation, molecular function: protein binding.